Molecule: messenger RNA, 3597 nt
Organism: Danaus chrysippus (African queen)
Lineage: Eukaryota; Metazoa; Arthropoda; Insecta; Lepidoptera; Nymphalidae
Source: the annotation of a GenBank genome assembly
AUGGAAGUCGGAAAAGUUGGAAGAGAUGUAAGGAUUAUGGUUCAUCCAGAUAAACAGAAUAAAUUUGAAAAGUAUAUGGCGAAUCUUGGACUAAAACCAUUUUUAUUCAUAGAUGAUGUACAAAGUUUAAUAGACGAUCAGUUAAAAAAGCCGUCAAGAGCAUCUCGACGCUCCGCCAAAUAUGAUUGGACAUAUUAUCAAAAUUUUGAAGAGAUUUAUGACUGGAUGAAUGAAACCGCCGCGGAGUAUCCCGAUAUUGUGUCAUUAGUAGACAUCGGAAGAAGUGUUGAAAAUCGACCCAUUAUAGGAAUGAAAAUUGAUUAUAAAAAGAAAGAAAAUCCAAUUAUUGGGGUAUUUGAAGGAACCCUACACGCUAGGGAAUGGAUAACACCCGUUACUCUUACUUGGAUUGUAAAAGAGUUUCUUACUAGCCGAGACGAAAAGAUACGAUUUUUAGCUGAAAAUAUUGUUUGGCACGUUUUCCCUAUUGUUAAUCCAGAUGGUUUCAUAUAUACAUUUAACGGUAAUAGAAUGUGGAGAAAAAACCGAAGCCGAGCUAAUUUCACAUCCUGCGGUGUAAAUACAGAUGAUGACAUGAGCAACGGUGUUGAUCUUAAUAGAAACUUCGGUUAUCUAUGGAUGGAGAUCGGAGCAUCACAAAAUCCAUGUUCUAAUACUUUUGCUGGACCAAGGGCAUUUUCCGAACCAGAAAGUAGUGCCUUAGCAAAUCAUGUAUUAAGAUUGAAAGAGGAGGGCAACGUUAUGUAUUACUUCGGAAUGCAUUCUUAUUCUCAAUUAAUCUUGGUCCCGUACAGUCAUGUUGGAGGGGCUGACGUCCUUGAAGUGUCCAAUUAUGGAGACCUGGUAGAUCCAGCUUCUGGAACCGGUUUUGACUGGGCGAAGGGAGGUGCUGGUAUACCACUGGUGUUUCUGUACGAACUUAGAGAUGAGGGGCAGUAUGGUUUUCUUUUACCACCGGAACAAAUAAUUCCGAACAGCGAAGAAGUUCUGGAUUCCCUCAUCGAGAUUGAUAGGGUAGCUAGACAAAUAGGAUAUUACUCUAAUGUGGAGCGGUAUCAGUUGGACUUCUUGCAGAAUUUAGAGAAACAACAAUACCUAAAUGUGAUUUUCUGGACUAGACCAUUUAGGAUGUUUAAAGACAUCCAAAUUUUAGUUCCACGGGAACAUUUGAAUGUUUUUAAAGAGAGGCUACUCCAUUUCCACUUGAAUGCAACAAUAACAACAAACAAUAUAGAAAAGUUAUUUCAACAGCAAAAGUUUAAGAGUUAUACACGAAUGAAAUUUGAAUCAUUUUCUUGGAAUUCCUUUUAUGAUCUAGAAAGUGUUUACCAAUGGAUGACAGAUAUUGCUACAAAGAAUAGUGAUAGGGUGAAAUUAAAGGCGAUCGGCAAAUCAGCAGAAGGUAGAGAGAUACUAACCCUUGAGAUAGUAACAGAAAAUCCAAAAGGAAAAGUAAUAGUGGAAGGUGCUAUACACGGAAAUGAAUGGCUUACAACUCAAUUUGUUACAUAUCUUGCAUUCUUUCUGAUAUAUCCCGACAAAUCUUCGAAUUGGCGUUUAAGACAAGUGGCAAAAAAAUAUACGUGGUUCCUCAUUCCGGUUGUCAACCCGGAUGGAUAUGAUUAUAGCAUGAAAGUGAUUUAUAAAAUGGAAUUGAUUUACAUCGUCUGUUUGGUUUCCUUGUACAUAAAUCCAUGCACAUCUAAAAGCUACAAAAACUACACAUUGUUUAGAGGUGUGCCGGUGACAGAUCAACACUUAGAAUUCUUCAAGAAUCUAAGUGAAGUUUACAAAGCCACAUUCUGGAGGUCACCAGGUUUAGUCCAUAGGCCAGUAGAAUUCAUUAUUGGUCCAGAUAAAAAGAAAAAAUUUUUGAGAGAUGCAAUUUUAAACGGCAUUUAUUACACAACGGUGAUAGAAGAUGUGCAAAGGGCCUUUGAUUCUCAAACUGUAAAGACAUACGUGCGUCGGAAUAUGGAAUCCUUUGACUGGACUAGCUAUUUUAGAUUGGAUGAUAUCUAUGACUGGCUUCACGAUCUAAGCGUUAUGUACCCAAAAGUGAUGCAUCUACAAAACUUGGGGAAAAGUGUUGAAAAGAGAGAUAUUCUAAUGGCUAAAAUAUCAAUUCCCGUCCGUAAAAAAAGUUCGAGACCUAAAAUUAUAGUUGAAGGAGGUAUCCACUCUCGAGAAUGGGUAUCAAUAGCCUUUGUUACAUAUCUUCUCCACCAAGUUCUAACUACAGUUGAUAAAAAGGAAUCCAAGUUAAAAUCGAUUGCCGAGGAAUAUGAAUGGUAUUUUGUACCAGUUCUUAAUCCAGAUGGCUACGAAUAUAGUCACACGAAGCAAGAAAAGGGUUUGAAAGCUGCAAAGAGAAUUGCCAAAAAAUAUGGCACUCAAUAUACAGUAGGGACAGCAUAUGAUACAGUGAUGAAUCCACAAGAUAAUGACCAACUAGAGUUCUUGAAGCAAUUACAAAAUUCUGAAGGAUUAGAUUUCUGGUCACAACCAACGAGAGUUGGAGAUCAUAUCAAUGUUAUUGCUGCACCACAAAGGAAAGAUGAAUUCGAGCAUUCCUUAAAAAAAAGAAAUAUAUACCAUGAUGUGCUUUUAAAUAAUUUACAAGAAGUCAUCGAUAGUCAAGUUUUUAGUAGAAAAAAGCGUUCCACACGAGAUUUGACAUGGACUAAUUACCAAAACAUAGAUGAUAUUUACGAUUGGUUUGAAGAGCUAGCAAAUAAUUAUUCAUUUGUGUCACUCAUUCAUGCAGGACAAUCCUAUGAAGGUAGAAACAUAACAGGAGUAAGAAUAAAUCGUGGUUCUCGGAGAGCCAUUUUUGUUGAAGGUGGUCAAAUUGGAGCUGAUUGGUUGUCGCCAGUUGUUAUUACUUAUUUAGUAAAUCAAUUAGUUCGAGGUGUAGACAGUGAAGCGCGAGAUGCUAGUUCUGAUUUUGAUUGGCAUAUUUUUCCAAUUCUUAACCCAGAUGGACACAUAUACACACAGGAAAGGGAUAGGUUCUGGAUUAAAAAUCGUAGAAUCAACAGAAAUGGAACAAUUGGAGUUGACUUAAGUAGAAACUGGAAUUCUCAUUGGGGAGUAAGUGGUGGCAGUUUUAAUGCCUCUCAAAGUACCUACGUGGGUCUAGGACCUUUCUCAGAAAAAGAAUCAAGAGCGAUUUCAUACUACAUUGACUCCAUUGCACCCCGACUUGAAUUCGUGCUUUCAAUGAGAAGCUUCGGACAAAGGCUACUUUUACCAUUUGCGCAUUCCACUGAACCUAUGUUCAAUUACAAUGAAACGAUCAUUGUAGGAAGGAGAGCUAUGGGAUCUAUGGCAGUUAAAUAUAAUACCCAAUACAUUGUUGGUACUUCAAAGGAAGUUCAUGAUGGUUCAACUGGUUCUCUGACAGAUUGGGUAAAACAUCGUUACUCUGUGCCUUUUGCUGCCACUUAUCUUCUCAGAGACAAUGGAACUUUUGGUUAUGCCUUACCUGUCAGUCAAGUGCUGCCAUCUUGCGAAGAGACAUAUGAUUCGAUUAUGGCUAUUCUUCGUGAAGCAAAGUUUAUCCGUUUGAUAUAA